AUGACGUCAGUGGCGUCGAUGGAAGCAAGAGAUUUUGAGGUAAACACACAUAUUGCAGAGGUGACUCCUCUAGAAGAGAGCAAUAUGGCAGAUGAUUCCCCCAUGGCAGUUGAUGUGGACAGGGAUCAGGAGCUAGACGUGCUCAAGGUAUGUCACCAUGCACUUAGAAGUGUGAAAGAAAUAGAAGUGCGGGUCGGUGCAGAGCUGGCAAAAUAUUGGCGCACGGGAGACGCGAAACGAGAGAGCUGUGAGCGAGUGCUGCGAAUGGCUGUAGCUGAGGUAGAGCAGCAACUGGCACAGUUAAAGCAAGCGUGUGAGGGAAACGAGAGAAAUGUUGCUGAGGAACUGAUGGCGGCAUUGAAUUGCGCCACGCAAGUUGAAGUAGUAGAGGCGGUUGAGGAGCUAGCUGUAAAGGCUGCCAUGAUCGACGAGAUCGAGAGGUGCACAAAUUGGGAGCGAGAACAAAUUGUGCUGAACUGUAAAGAAUUAAAAAAGAGGAUGAUAAAGUUAAUUGAGAAAGAAAAGGAAGUGGCAUCAUUGCAGCGUGAGCUGGAGAUGGCACGUAAAGAAUUGCAAGUGCUCAAGUCGCGUAAGGAGGAGUCCGGUAAAAGCGGUGUAUGGACUACGGUGCCAGGUAAGGCCGCUGAAGAGACUUCAAAAAUCAACAUUGAAGCAUUGAAAAGGUUGAAGCACGAAAUGAGCUCAUGCAAACCUACAUUGCAGGCUGGGCGAGAAAGGCCGCCAAGGUCGAGCAACUCGGUGUCGAGCAAAUCCAGGCAAUCCUCAGGGAGGACGCUGAUGAAGCACGGUGAGUUGUCAUCGAUAUCUAGCUGGGAAGAGUUGAGCGAGGUUGAUAGUUGCGGUAGUGAGGGGAUGAGCCGACGCAGUAGUCAGGGAUCCUGCUCACUCGCAGAAAACCAGUUGGGAGCAUAUUUGAGAUAUGUGGCGCUCCCAGAUGUUAGAAUAUUUUCGGGAAAAGAUAAAGAUUAUUCGUGGAAUAAUUUCAUCGAAUCUUUUUCUUUGAAAUAUCCAACACAGAAUUGGUCCAGCGAAGAGUUGAAGACCUUGUUGAAGUCGAAGCUAAUUGGCCAGGCCAAAACGCGAUAUGAGGCGUUACCUCACAGGAUUAGGCGAGGGUCCUUCGAGGGUGUAGUGGCAGCCUUAGCAGAGACAUACAAGGUUGACGCACAGACCAGUAGAGUUGUUGCGCUGGGGAAGCUGAAGAGGCUGAGAAAGUCUGAGGAGCAAUCGGUUGCGGAGUACUGCGUGCUGUUGGAGCAGCUGUCAGUCAUGGCAUACCCAGAGUUGGAUGAGAGUGCUCUAAUGACAGUGAGGGCCCAUCAGCUGUAUGAGCAAUUAGUACACUGGCCUGAAUCUUAUCAUUUGUUGGUGGCCAUGGAGAUGCCAGGGACAGAUCCGUAUACAAGUCUCAAAGAUACAGCAAUGAGGAUUGAGCGACGGAACCUGACUUUGGCAAACACGAAGGACUCAGUGAGGACAAGCGGAUUCUCAUCGCGUUCACUGGCUAAUGCACCAGCCAGAACUCCGGACGUAGGAGGCGAGAAGAGCAGACGUUCUUUCAAGCCUGCUCAAGCCAAGCCGACAGUUGGAGAUGUGGAGAAAGGCCAUCAAGAAAGGCAGAAAGAGACAAAGACGAGGUGCUAUAAAUGUCAGGGCAUGGGCCAUAUGGCUAGAAAUUGCAGAGUUGGAAGUAGUCACGUGGAGAGUAAGGCGGCAGAUGUGCUGCAGCUCCAAGAGGAUGAGGAAAUCGAGGCGAAAUCGCAAACGAAGCCAUUGGAGGCGUCAUCAUUCGGAAACAAGUACGCAUCCAAGGUCGAAGCAGGUGGAAGGAUAUGGAGAGCACUGCUGGAUACAGGUUCAGAGAUAUCGAUCAUGCCUGUAGCUGUCUACCAUCUAAUCAAAGCCAGCGGUCACAUAUCCCAGGAGUGGCCAAUCGACAGGAAAAAGAAAAUUGUCGAUGCGUCGGGCAACCGAAUGAAAUUCGAGACAAUGGUGAGGAUCCCGGUAAGAGAAUGUGACGGCGAAGAAGCAAUCAUUGCGAUGCACGUAUCGCAGCAAAAGGGGCAGACGUUGAUUCUUGGUACCAAUGCGCUCCCAUUGCUGGGGUACAAUCUGAUUCGGCGUAGUAAGGGUGUAACAAAGAGCAUCCCGCCAUGUGCAAGCAAAGAGGAAGCGCGUGGCAAUCAAGAGCUCGCAUCGAAGGUGAGAGGGGAGCAGACAUCUAGCGCUGACAAGGAACAGGCUAGUGUCGUUGUGGCGAAGCGAACGUACGUGGCUCCAGGAGAAAUGAAAAAUAUAUCGGUAAAGGGAAGUGUGAACCCAGGUGAAAGGGUGUUCCAUUCGAGCCUAGCAUGCUUAGGGUCGGGCGUUUGCCAGGUCGAUGAGAGCGGAGUAUCAUGUGUACCGGUUUGGAAUGGUACGCAAGAACCGCUAGUUUUGCGAGCAGGUUGUGAAGUUGGCAAGUACGAGCAUGAUGAUGUCGAGUGUACCGCAGUUAAAGCGACUGAGGUAGCGACGGACAUGCUAGUGCUAGGCAAGCCAGCACUGCAUGAAUCGGAACGAAAACGUCUACUUGAAAAGUUCCUAAAAGAAAACAGGAAUAUGUAUGAACAGGACGAACCUGAGCUAUGGAGAAUCGUGGCAGAGUAUGACAAAGUGUUUGCGGUCGAAGACAGAGAACUGACACAGACCGAUCUAGUCAUACAUGAAGUGGACACUGGUAACACGCCGCCGAUUCGUCAGAAGGAACUGCUAGACCGAGGCAUUAUAGAGGCUUCGGAGUCUGAGUGGGCAUCACCAGUCGUGCUGGUGAAAAAGAAAGAUGGGUCGUUACGGUUGGAAAACGACUAUGACGUCGAUUCUUCGAUGCAUUUUCUUCACGUUCGAUUCAAAUGCGACGGUCAAAGUUUUCCGAGUAUAGACGGACGGCCUGGUUUUUCGUUAUCAGCGUGUCGCUGCAGUCAGAAGACUACCGUUUCUGAUCUUAUACCGUCCGUGCCCCCUCCAGCGGCAGGCGAAAGAGUCCAGUGUGUCUUGGAUGCGGCCAGAGCUUUGGCAAUCUGGUGGGGCGAAGGAUCGAUUUCGUGUAAAGUGCAGAGGAUCGUGAAUAGUAGCUACCUGGCGUUGAAUCCGAAAUCCGUCGCUGUUGCUUACUGCUUCUUCAAAAGUCGUUGUUCGCAUGUCGCGUUAAUGAGUGGUAUGGUCCCCCAGGACGCUCGGUUCAAUCAUACAAUUUUGCCUGGUUGGCCAUGGGAUACGAGUAGAAUCAUACAAUAUGGAUGGCACAUGGCACGCUCGUUGGAAUGGUCGACAAUAUCGUCUGUGGUGUCGAACGCGAAUGAGCAUGCCAGAACGGUCAUUCUGGUGCCGGAUGUUUUGAGAAGAUUGACCUUUUGCCGGAAAGGGCCAAGGACUACUCUGUUCUACUACAGGUCAUUUCGUGAAGUCCGGCGGAAUAAUAACGUGUUGUUCGCUGAUGAAGUUGGAACCGUUGUGUGGGUAAUGCCGCCGAGGGAACCUGAGGACGCUUAUUCGUGGAUUCAGUUCACUGCAGCGGUUGACCUCUGGUUAUCUUGUGGAGCGCAUGUUUGGAUGGUAAAUGGGCCCCGCUCGUGCGAUGAUGGGAGCUGGAAUCGCAUGAACCAAAGGGCGCGGACCCACAUCCUUGGAUAUCUCGACGACCACGCUGACUUUGCGCAGCAGUGGCAUGAUUUGUUACCGGAAGACGUUGGAGUUUUGAAGGCUUCCAUGGCUUGUCUUCGCGUGGGUGUGGUGGAAGACCCAAGAAAAUGGUGGGAAGUACCGCGAGCACUGGAAUUUUUUGAUCACCUCACAAGGCAACUCAAGGAGCAUGGCGUACAAUUGGAGGCUCUCAAGGUGCCCAAGUCAAUGAAGGUGUCUGGAGGACCGGCACAUACUGUUAAUAAAGUAGGGGGCGGAGGACCGCCCAUAAAAGACGGCAGGAUCUCAAAAAGGCACCUCAAAAGGGUGGAAAAACGCCAGGAAAGAAGUCGCCAAAAGCUGAUUGCUCGGGGGUUACAGCACCUCAAUAUCAGAUCUGAGGACAGAUCUACGGAGGAGGGGGGCAUGUAG
This is a messenger RNA of Ostertagia ostertagi, 4113 nucleotides long. NCBI's taxonomy places the organism in Eukaryota, Metazoa, Nematoda, Chromadorea, Rhabditida, Trichostrongylidae. The record is from the annotation of a GenBank genome assembly.